CGAAUUGCUUAGUUGCUUUCAAGGUAGCAACAGUAACUUGCGCCGUUUGUGUCUCGCCUAUUUUCAACAUAUUUCUGGGUAAACAAGAGUUUGUCAAUGCAGCACUUUUACAGCGAAUUAAGUUAUCAGUGAAGCUAACCUUUACAAUCUGAGCUCAUUAUCGGGCGUCUUUGCACAGAUACCAUGGACUUUAAGGUAUCAGAAAGGAAAAAAUCAUCACAGGAACCCAAGACUAUCGAGAAUUAUAUGAAUGGCAAAUUGCUAAGAAAAGAAGUAGCAGAACAAUAUGGAACAUUUUCUGCAGAAAAAAUAAAAGAAUUUGAAAAAGAGCUAACCAAAGGUGGCAAUAGAGAUGCUUCUGCUGCAAGCCCCAAACAGAGACUGAUUGAUGAUCUUCUGGCAAGGCGAAAAAUCGCUCAGUUUGACAAAGAAAUGAACAAAGUUAGUGAUGAGAGGAAACUUAAAAGAAGAAAGGACUUUGUGAUGAAUGAUCUUCGAGCACUUCAACUAGAGGCGGGGCACCAUGAAUUUAUUGUGCCCCUGAAGCAGUUGGAGGAAGAGCAAGAACUUUGGGCUCGGAUACAACAGCAACUGGAGAGUCUACCAGCCAUGGAGGCCAAAGUUAAUAAUAUGAGAAAGCUACUUGAAAUGCAGGAUAAAUCUGAAGGAAUGGAGCCAAACAGCCUCAAAACGGUUCAUCAAUUGCUAGGGGAAAUAGUGGAGGAAGUAACUGAUGAUAAUCCUCAUAUGCCAGAAGCAAGAGAUCACUUCACUAUGUUUUCUUGGAAUCAGAAGCAGCCCAUUGACAGAGUUCUACAAGAGGAGCAAACAAACAGAAUAUUUAACCUUAUUAUGGAGCAGAUUAUAUUAGAGUGUACUCUGGAUUUAUCAAAAGAAAUUGUUCAGGAGUUAUAUAACGUAGAGAAAAUGUGUAGAGCUUUAUCUUUUGAGGUUAUUCUGAAUUCUGCAAAGGAAGCUGCCAAAGUUAAACAUUCUACUGGGACUGUGUACACAUCUGUAUCACUUGAGGAACUAAGUCAACUUCUGCUCCAGCAGCAACUAAACAGGCAUCAGCAUAGGGAAGAAAUCUGGGAUCACAUGGAAAAAAAAGUACAAAAGUAGUUAUCUGCAAAUAACAAUGUGUUAGUCACCAAGGAUCCACCAGCCGGAGUAUUUUUAUCGUUUCAAAAGUAUUGAAAAUAAAUUGUUUAUAAUUAAUGUAUGAAUCCAGUUGUUUGCUAUAUAAUUUCAAUCUCAAUUUGUCAUCCAUAACCCCUUGACGAGUAUUCAUGAAAAUCUUUAUUACUUAAUCUUUAUUAUUCUUUAUUAUCUACUGUUAUUAAGUUUGUGGGAUCUGCCAAAUAGGUAUAUUUUUUCUUUAACAAUUGCUACUUUAUAAAUGUAAGAUGAGUUCAUGUAAGAUGACAAUCUAAAAGUAUCAUGUUCAAACUGCUGAAAUAAAUGCAAUGUUAUCCUGAAGGAAAUGAAGGAAAAAUAAUAUCCUGCUUUUUUGUAGGUGUUCAGCUGCAAAAA
Messenger RNA from Polypterus senegalus (gray bichir), 1533 nucleotides. RefSeq lists its product as uncharacterized. The transcript is spliced from 12 exons. Lineage: Eukaryota; Metazoa; Chordata; Cladistia; Polypteriformes; Polypteridae. The coding region runs from base 184 to 1122 and encodes 312 amino acids. The record is from RefSeq and is a predicted model, not a curated record.